Molecule: messenger RNA, 1134 nt
Organism: Triticum aestivum (bread wheat)
Lineage: Eukaryota; Viridiplantae; Streptophyta; Magnoliopsida; Poales; Poaceae
Product: phosphatidylglycerophosphate phosphatase PTPMT2
Exons: 1
Coding region: 72-977 (301 amino acids)
Biological process (GO): protein dephosphorylation
Source: RefSeq, a predicted model, not a curated record
GAGGGUUCCGAUCGACCGCAGCGGAUUGCAUCGAGACAUCGACUUCGACGAACACUUCGUCACGAUCAGAGAUGCGCUCCGACGAGCACACGUUCGGCCCCGCCGGAGUGGGGCUGCAGCACCUUCACGGGCACGUCGAUAACCCCGACGGAGUGGAGCUGCAGCUCCUUCGCGGGCACUUCUUCUUGGACGACGACGACGGCAGCGCUAGGUUCGCGGACGAGAAAGCCUCGGCAGAGUCAUUGUCGGCGACGGCUCUGGACGCGGCGAAGCGGGCGGCGGUGGGAGUGGGCGCGCGGGUGCUCUUCUACCCGAAGCUGGCCUACAAGCUGGUGGCCGGCCGGCCGGCUCGGGGCAAAGCCUCGGAGGAGUCGUCGUCAUCGUCAUCGUCAUUGGCGACGACUCUAGACGCGGCCAAGCACGCGGCGGUGGGCGUGGGCGCGCGGGCGCUCUUCUACCCGACGCUCGCCUACAGCCUGGCCCGGGACCGCCUCUCGUCCGACUUCCACUGGUGGGACCGCAUCGACGGCACCAACAUCCUGCUCGGCGCCGUCCCGUUCCCGAGCGACGUGCCGGCCCUCCACGCCGACGGCGUCCGCGCCGUCGUCACGCUCACCGAGCCCUACGAGCGGCUCGUGCCCAAGUCACUGUACGUUAAACACAAGAUCGAGAACCUGGUGCUGCCAACCACGGACUACCUCUACGCGCCGUCGCAGAAGGACCUCCGCGAAGCCACGGCGUUCAUCCGCGGCGUCGCGGAGAAAGGGGAAUCGGCGUACGUGCACUGCAAGGCCGGGCGCGCGCGCAGCGCCACGGUGGUGAUGUGCUACCUGGUGAGGUACAAGGGGAUGACGGCGGAGGAGGCGAAAGCACACGUGGAGAGGUGCCGGCCCAGGGUGUCGCUGGCUCCGGCGCAGUGGCAGGCGGUCCAGGACUUCGAGGACUUCUGCCGGCGGCCGGCCGGUGGCUCGGAGUGAAGCCAACUGCUCCAACUCUGCGGAUGGAUCACGCGAGCACGACGCUAGCUAGGUUUUGUGUAUAUAGCUUCCACAGGUGCUGGACGUGAGCAUCAAUGUUCGAACACUGUUCCGUUAUUCCUAAUAAAGUAUAAUGUACUAAACUACUCAGUGAUUU